Molecule: messenger RNA, 575 nt
Organism: Strongylocentrotus purpuratus (purple sea urchin)
Lineage: Eukaryota; Metazoa; Echinodermata; Echinoidea; Camarodonta; Strongylocentrotidae
Product: zinc transporter ZIP10
Exons: 2
Coding region: 16-324 (102 amino acids)
Biological process (GO): intracellular zinc ion homeostasis; zinc ion import across plasma membrane
Cellular component (GO): membrane
Molecular function (GO): zinc ion transmembrane transporter activity
Source: RefSeq, a predicted model, not a curated record
GAUUUGGCCGUACUAAUGAAGCAGGGCAUGCGACUCCGAACGGCACUCCUGAUGAAUAUGAUGUGCGCUUGUUCGGCAUUCAUCGGCUUGUGGAUCGGGAUCCCGCUCGGACAGACCGAGACGGCUCGGGAAUGGAUUUUCGCUUCUGUCGCUGGCAUGUUUCUCUACGUUGGACUCGUCGACAUGCUUCCGAUGCUACACCAAUACGACGGAAAAAGCAACAAGGUCACCGUGGCUAUUCUGCAGAAUAUUGGAUUCUUGGCGGGAAUUGGGAUUAUUCUGUUAAUAGCACUGUAUGAGGACGCUAUUGAAUUAUCUUUAUAGGGGAACGUGAGCCGUGAGGGGGUGGGAGUGAGGAAGGGAGAGUCAGAGUGGAGGGGUCAAGCUCGCUAUCAAUAAAGACCGCUAUUCGUAAGGACUGCUAUUCAUAAGGACCGCUAUCCAUAACGCGGGACUGAAUAAAUAGCAGUCUUUUAUAAAUAGCGGUCCUUAUAAAUAGCGAGCUGACCGCGGGUUGAGAGAUACAUAUAGGACGGAUAACAUAAUGUGUUGGUGUGUGUGUGAGAGAGAGAGAG